Molecule: messenger RNA, 605 nt
Organism: Neoarius graeffei (lesser salmon catfish)
Lineage: Eukaryota; Metazoa; Chordata; Actinopteri; Siluriformes; Ariidae
Product: troponin I, fast skeletal muscle-like
Exons: 7
Coding region: 75-605 (176 amino acids)
Biological process (GO): muscle contraction
Cellular component (GO): troponin complex
Source: RefSeq, a predicted model, not a curated record
CUUUCCUGUCCUUUUGCCAAGUGCGUUCUGCCCUCGCUCUCGUGCAUAGGGUGUGAGGACAAUAAACUGCCAAGAUGUCAGAGAAAAAGAUGUCAUCCAGCCGCCGGUAUCACUUGAAGAGCCUGCUGCUCUCCAUUGCUGCUGGCUUGCUGGAGGCUGAAGCCAAGCAGCUUGUUGAUGAUAAGGAGUCUUACAUAAAUGACCACUGCCCACCACUGACCCUUCCUAGUUCUGUGCAGGAGCUGCAGGAGCUCUGUAAGAAGCUCCAUCAGAACAUUGACCAGGUUGAUGAGGAGAGGUAUGACAUGGAGGCCAAGGUUACAAAGACAAACAAGGAAAUUGAGGAUCUUAAGAUUAAGGUGAUUGAUCUGAAGGGCAAGUUCAAGAAGCCUGUGCUGAGGAAGGUGCGCAUGUCUGCUGAUCAGAUGCUUCAGGCUCUGCUCGGCUCCAAACACAAGGUGUCUCUGGACCUGAGAGCCAACCUGAAACAAGUGAAGAAGGAGGUCAAGGAGGAGCCAGCAGAACAAGUUGGUGACUGGCGUAAGAACAUUGAGGAUAAAGCUGGUAUGGAUGGCAGGAAGAAGAUGUUUGAGUCUGAGGCUUAA